UGAAACUGACGUAAUGCUUGGAGUCUGAGGUCCUGUCAAGCGAUAACAUUUCUGAUAAAGAACUGGGAUCACUGCAAACUAACCCUCCUUUUCCAUCCAGACUCGGGCGUUUUAAAUAUUAUACACAGUCACCCUGAUUCCACGUGCACAGGCGAGAUUCGAAAUGUUAUAUCCCCUCUAACAAAAAAGAAAUAGUAGGCUACCCCGAGAUCAACAAACAAACAGCACAAAGACGGUUCAUGGCUUACGCCAAAGCUCCACCAUCUUUCAGACUGCAAAGACUAUUGCAAUUUAAUCAACAGAGAGAGAAGCAUUGUGACUCGUCCUGUGGUGGAACCCAGGACUGAUUAUUACCUGGGAUCUCCUCUGAACACACAGGUGGGAGAAGAGAACAACCUUUAAGAAAUCUGAGAAAGACCCUGCCAACAACAACAACAACAACAACAACAACAACAGCAACAGCAAGACCAAAGAAAGGACAAUGGAAUAAAUGCAUCUCCGGCAUGGACGUGGAAUAAAGGAUACCUCAGUCAAGAACCAGGGCAAGGACUCUGGAUGUUGUUCCUACUCUGAUAUCUGGAUCCCUGUGGAAUCUGUGCUGAUAAUGCGCUAACCCAAUGCUCGGCAGAGAUAUGGUGAGGAAAAAGAACCCCCCUUUGAGAAGCUUCGGUGGUGAGGAGGAAGGAGAAGGAGAGACUCUGGCCUCGGAGGCCACUGGGCCGGAUAGCGAGGACAGUGCGGGGAGCCAGGCCUCAGAGCCUAACGGUGCCGACGGGCUGCUGCCAGCCGAACCAGGCCGGGCCCACGUGCCGGUGACAGACGAUCAGGAGGACCCCUCCUCCUCCCCUGGCUCUGUCUCAGGCUCCAUCGAACAGGAUGGAGGAGGAGGGAGGGGGGAUGGAGGAGCAGGAACAGUGCCGACAGUCGGCAGCGACACGCCUGGCUUUAAUUACCCCAGCCACAAGAAGGGAGGAAAUGUAGCGUCCUUCCCCUGCCAUGAGGUGACAGACUCAGAUCUGCCGGCGCUCCCAUCCCGGGCCCAGCCCGAUGGGGCUGUGUCUCUGUCUCCGCUCAGAUCAGAACCAGAUGAGGGGGGAGGGGGUCAGGCACGCAGCCCGGCUGGGGAGCUGCUGCUGGGGGAGAGGGGGAGGCCGGGGGAGGGAGGAGGGGUAGAAGGGGUGGGUGUCAGGGAGGGACUGCUGCUGCUGGGUGCCCAGGGGAGGGGCUACAGCAGUGCCAGCGGUGUCAUUGUCCAGGGCGUCACCCGUAACGGCGAGGACAGGGACCCCUCCUACAGCCCCACAGGAGGUCUCUCAGGUCACCAGGAUGGUAUGGAUAGCUCUGGAUACCCUUUGCUACGCCCUCUCCACCCACACAGGGGGGUAGGUGAGGGGGCCGAGGACACCAUGCCCUGUCCCCUGGGGCCCGAGACAGGGGUAGCCCCUCCUUCCUCUCCCAAAUUGCAGGACUUCAAGUGCAACAUCUGUGGGUAUGGUUACUAUGGGAACGACCCCACGGACCUGAUCAAACACUUCCGGAAGUACCACCUGGGCCUGCACAACCGCACGCGGCAGGACGCGGAGCUGGACACUAAGAUACUGGCCCUGCACAACAUGGUGGGCUUCUCCCCACAGAGCCUCCACGCCAAAGAUGCUACCCGGCCCCCGUCUCAUGCUGCCCUGACCGGAGUGCUACAGGAUGCUGCAGGGUCCACACGGUUGUUACUCAACGGCACCUACGACGUACAGGUGACGCUGGGAGGCACCUUCAUCGGCAUCGGGAGGAAGACUCCGGACUGUCAGGGAAACACCAAGUACUUCCGCUGCAAGUUCUGUAACUUCACCUACAUGGGCAGCUCCUCCUUGGAGCUGGAGCAGCACUUUCUGUCUGCUCACCCGAACAAGAUGAAGUCCCACCCCCCACAGCUGCCCAAUGACGACAAGCCCUCGGACAGGAGGGGGAACUGUGUGACACGGGGCGGUGGUGCAGAGGGGGCGGAACCGGGAAAGUGGGCGGACCGGGUGGCGGUCCGUGCGGAGGACGACUCGGUGGCUGGCUACUCUGUUCCCAUCCGCGCCACCGACUCCCCUGGCUGGACGGGGACCGAUGGCGGCGCCACAGCGGCGGACUAUUACUGGUGUAAGUACUGCAGCUUCAGCUGUGAGUCGCCCAGCUCACAACGCCUCCUGGAGCACUACGAGAAGAGACACAACCAGCCUGGGGGAGGAGGGACCAGGGAGGGCAGCCCAGCCGAGAGGGAACGAGGAAGCAGCAAGGCCAGGGACAGAGAGAGAGACCCUGAUCGAGACCUGACCCCCCACAGCCGGAGGAAAGACAAGACAGGAAUGGGUGGCACACCGGGGGCAACAGACCCAGAGACGGUGGUGACCAGCUACAACUGCCAGUUCUGUGACUUCCGCUACUCCAUGAACCACGGGCCUGAGGUUAUUGUGGUGGCGCCUCUGCUCCGCCACUACCAGCAGGCCCACAGCAUCCAUAAGUGCACCAUCAAGCACUGCCCGUUCUGCCCGCGUGGCCUCUGCAGCCCCGAGAAGCACCUGGGGGAGAUUUCCUACCCGUUCGCCUGCAGGAAGAGUGCCUGCUCCCACUGUGCCCGCCUCCUACUCCAGCUGUCUCCCCAGGACAUCUCCCCAUCCCCCAGGCCCAGUGUCACCCACCUGUGUGACCAGUGUCCCUAUGCCACCAGCGACAUCGACCUGCUCCUGCUGCACUACGACAGCGCCCAUGCCACCCAUGGCGUGCUGGAGGUCAAGCCCGAGGAGGAGGGCGCAGAGACGGGGAGGAUCUCGGCCCCCAAGGGCCCUCACGGGGAGCACUCAUGCACCAAGUGCCAUUUCAUCACAGAUGUGGAGGAGGAUAUCUUCCGUCAUUACAGGAGAGUCCACGCCUGCUGCCGGUGCCGCCACUGCAGCUUUACGGCCUCUGACACCUCAUCACUUCUGGAUCACUUCAACACGGCCCACUGUCAGGAUUCCUCCGCCUCCUCUCAUCCCUCCGCUUCCUCCACCACCACCAACGGCUGCUCCGCCACCACCCCCUCCACCCUCAGCAUCAAGGAGGAGAGCAAGGGCGACCUCAAGCUCUACAGUCUGGUUCCCCCGGAGGGUCGCGCCGCUGAGGCAGGGCCGGGUGCCGAGGGAGGGGUGAAGAGUGAGGCCCUGGACGAGAAGGACACCCAGGGCCCCAAGGGAUGGGUGGAGGCCAGAGAGGCCCAGGCCCAAUCCCACGCAGCAGGCCUAGUAUGGGUGCCUAAGGAGCGGGCCGGGGAUAUACUGAGGGGUAGUCCGGCCCAGUAUCCCCAGGGCGCCCUGCAUCUACUCAAUGCUGUGGCCGCCUCUCAGGAGCAACAGCACCACCAGCAGAAGGGGGGGUCAGCGGUGCUCAGGGACUCCCCAGGCCUGGUGUUCAGCCUGGGGGGGGUCGACACCAAGGCCUUCCUGUCAGGACAGCCCCAGGGCGGUGCCGAGAAGCCCGGGCAUCUGGUGCAGCAGUACUCCUCACCCACCGAAGGCAAGGCCGCCAAGGAGGAGUCCCAGUCGCUCCUAAGGAGACGACGAGGCUCAGGGGUAUUCUGUGCCAACUGUCUGACCACCAAGACCUCGCUGUGGAGGAAGAAUGCCAACGGGGGAUAUGUGUGCAACGCGUGUGGCCUCUAUCAGAAGCUCCACUCAACUCCACGGCCGCUGAACAUCAUCAAGCAGAACAACGGCGAGCAGAUCAUCCGCAGACGCACGCGGAAGCGCCUCAACCCCGAUCCUCUGCCCUCCGAACCUGUGGGCUCCAAGCAGCAGCGAAUCAACAGCGAGGAGCGCCUUAAUGGCAGUCCCCUGGAGCGUCGGCCAGGAGAGGAUGGGCCAGGCUCAGACGGAGGGCCCGUUCCUCGCGGAGGGGAGCCCCCGAACGCCCUGGGCAAGUACGAGGCCUACAGCUCCUCUGGGGCUAAGGGCCACCCCAGCCCUCGCUCCACCCAUGCCUUCCUGGUCAGCCAGACCCUAGAGAUCCACAAGCGUAUGCCUCCUUUGCACAUACACAACAAGAACCCUGCGGAGGGAGGGGCGGAGGGGAACGGGGUGGGCUCAGCUGGGGUCCAUCACAUGGGCUCGGAGGGGAAAGGCGGCUCGGCCUCCGAGAGGGGUAGCCCCAUCGAGAAGUACAUGCGCCCUUCCAAACAGGCUAGCUACUCGCCACCAGGCAGCCCCAUCGAGAAGUACCAGUACCCGUUCUUCAGCCUGCCCUUUAUCCACAACGACCUGCAGAGCGAGGCCGACUGGCUGCGCUUCUGGACUAAGUAUAAAAUGUCUGUGCCGGGCAACCCACACUACCUAGGCCACAUGCCUGGUCUGCCCAACCCUUGCCAAAGCUUUGUGCCUUACUCCACCUUCAGCCUGCCCUCACACUUCCCUUCCCCACCCCCCGCCGGCCCCGAGAGUGACAUCCCUCUCGACCUGGCCAUUAAACAUUCCAAACCGGCCCCCACCGCCAACGGCUCCACCGCCGCUGCCAAGGAGAGGAUUAGCAGUGCCGACACACGGGCCAUGCCCACUGUCCCCCCAGUAGAGAAGGAGAAAGAGAAAGAGAGAGAGCAGCAUGAGAGAGGAGAGGAGAAGGAGGAAGUAGAAGAGGGGCCAUCGCCCCAGCCAGCUCCACCUCCCCCAGCCGUUGCAGCUAAGCCGGAGAGGGUGGACCAGAGCACGCAGGACGAGCUGACCUGCAAGUGCAUCCACUGUGGCAUCGUCUUCCUGGAUGAGGUGAUGUACGCCCUACACAUGAGCUGCCACGCCGACGGAGGGCCCUUCCAGUGCAGCAUCUGCCUGCACUCCUGCGCAGACAAGUAUGACUUCACCACACACAUACAACGAGGGCUUCACCGGCCCACCGUCGAAGCUGAGCCAAAGGCCGAUGCUCCAAUGGACUCUGUGUGAUUUUGGUGCCCCCCACAGACUUGGAAUUCUAGCACAAGCAUAGCAGUAUGAAAAAGAACUCUACGGACAAAAACAAUGUACUGUAAUGAUUGAAUGAGACUUUUUGCUAAAUGUGCCAUGAUAGCUUCUGUGCCUCCGCAGCCAGUGUAGGGAACUAAUAUCAUUUAAACAUUUAUAUUGGACUUAAUACAGAAAAAGUGAUUUGCUAUUUUCUUUUUUUGUUGUAAAGGAAACGCUUUUGAGGAAAAUGGUACCACAAGUAGCCGCUUAUUUUUGUGUUUAUUUUUUUUUCUAUUGUUAAUUUUUUUCUUCAGAAGUGUUACUUUGACAAGGCAGUUCAGUAAACAACAAGGUACAUCUACGAGUUUUUGGGAUUGGUUUAUUAUUCAGUGGGUUGGUUGUGCUACUCAUCAAUGUUCUCUUACCUGGUUGAUUCAAUGUUCCGUACAGAAUGAGGAUGUGUGAAUUGAUAUGUAAAGUGAGGAAAUGGGAAAUGUCAGUCGUCUGUCAUAAUCUCAUCCCCGAUGGAUGGGCAGAGCGAUGACUAAUGAUUGGAUUGUCCUCAAAUAAACGUCCUCAGGGAACGCACGUGGCUGAUUUAGAAACAUAGCCUGCAGUGGUUUCAGUCGCAUUGGUCUCUGCUUAACAUCCAUCUAAGUGUCUUAUGUUUUAAUGUAUUUUAGUUAUGGCUACAGCUUGUUUUUUGUUAGUUUUUUUUUGGAAAACUAUUGUCACAGAAUUUCCCCUAGACAUGUUAAGUUGCUAGGAUGCAAACCUUAUAUCACUAAAGACAUUUGGGAAGGAAAUAAAAUAAUAAAUACAUAUUUUUUUUUCUAUGUUGUUAAUAUGAAAAAUGCAUAAUAUCAGUGCCUGAUAUAUUGUACAAAGUAUUUUCUACCUGGUAUGUUGAUAUGCAACAUUGACUUUCCAUUUGAGUAAAGGGCCACGAGCUUGGCUCUGCAAAACUGUUUACAUUUGCAAAUGUAGCAAACAAGGUAAUGAAGCAAAAUGCCUGCAAUUCUUAGUAUUUUUCUCUCAUGAGGACAGGACGAUAGAUCACGUUAAAAAAACAGAGGCCUUUUGUCAGAAGGUUGAAUGGGAGAUGAAAUGGAGUCUGGAGAUGAAAUGGAGUCAAAGUAUUUUUUUCUGUUUGUUUGAAUGCCACAGAGAGGCACUAUCCAUUCCAUGUCUUUCUUUCUUUGUAUGCUCCUCCUCGUACACAUUGUAAUGCUUUAUAGUCUAUCCUUUAUAGUCUAUCCUAUCCUGUAUGUAUUUUUUUUAAGAGAAGCUGAUGUAGCUUGGUCAUAAAUCAUGUUCUGUGAGCAUUAUAGCUUUGGACAUCAUGGGUUUUCCUGUCCAGGUAUUUCAACUGACUAUAUCGUACACAAGGCCCAUUUUUUGUAUCUCUAUUCAAUUGAAAUUGACAUAAUACUAUAAUAUUUGGUUUUUAGUAAGUCUUAUUUUCAAGGACUUAAUUUGAACGUAGCAUGAAUUUCUACUUGAUCCAUAGACAGGUGAAACAGGUGCCUUUUGACGGAAAUAAGUCAUUGAAUAUCAACGGUGUUGAAUGCUUUUCCCAUCAAAUCAGCUGUUGUAUAACUCAUCCAAGUAAUUGCCAGGAUGUAGGUGGAUUAAUACCAUUUGAGCGACAAAACAAAUACUACUUCCACACAGUUAUCACACAGCAACAUUACCCCUCUGUAGCUUGUUUGUAUUUUGCUUGUAGACAACGUAUUUAGCCUCUAAAACACUCCCCCAAAAAUCUGUUUCUCUCUCUGUCCUCUCGCUCUCUGUCUCUCUCGUGUGUGCGUACUGUGUACGUCCACCCAUUGCUGCUGCUGCGUCUAGCAUGAGUUCAAUCUAAACUGUCCAUCCUUAGAGACACAUACUUAUUUAUACUUGAGCAGCGGGGAACGAAACGAGAGUCUGCCUGGGAUUCACAAACAAGGAUUUGUGUGAAGUAGCGAUGAACUCAACAUAGCCUUACAAUGCUGCUUUACUGCAAAUGCCUCUUGGAAAACAAAAAAUUGUAAUAUUAGUAAUAAAUUCACAGGUGCAUUUAUCAUAUGAUACCGAAUAACAUAAGGAACUAUUUUUCUUUUAGUGUUCAAUUUGCGAAGUUUUAAUUUGAAAUAUGUUAACGCUUGCACUUCAAUUAUUCUGUUUUAUUGCCAAGGAAGAAAGAGGAUACUGUUAAAUGUGUUAUUAGCAUGCUAUACACAGGUACUGCAAAAAUAAUUAGCAGGAGUGAACAUGCCUAUAAGGAGGACAAGACAAAGAAACACCAUGGACAGAAAGAAUGAUCUGUGCCAAGAAGAUGCCAGUAAGCCAGUGUAGACACGGACAUGGCAAAAAGGCAAAUGUUUUGUAAAUGUUUUAACCAUCAUUUUUAGAAUGUUGUUUCUUGUUUUUACACUUUAUUGCAUAGAAGAUGGGUUUAGAUGAUUUGUUUCUUUAUUUUGUUUUUUCUGCUACCACCUUUACGUUUUUGUGUCGUAGGUUUUACAUGCAAAAAAAUCAACAAAGAUGGCAAAGAUGUCUGUUACAUCUAAACUUGAAUAAUAAUGAUAAUAAUAAUAAUAAUUAAUAAAGUAAUAACAAAACA
Molecule: messenger RNA, 7548 nt
Organism: Oncorhynchus tshawytscha (Chinook salmon)
Lineage: Eukaryota; Metazoa; Chordata; Actinopteri; Salmoniformes; Salmonidae
Product: trichorhinophalangeal syndrome I
Exons: 7
Coding region: 618-4943 (1441 amino acids)
Biological process (GO): regulation of transcription by RNA polymerase II
Cellular component (GO): nucleus
Molecular function (GO): RNA polymerase II transcription regulatory region sequence-specific DNA binding; zinc ion binding; DNA-binding transcription factor activity
Source: RefSeq, a predicted model, not a curated record